Molecule: messenger RNA, 1699 nt
Organism: Saccoglossus kowalevskii
Lineage: Eukaryota; Metazoa; Hemichordata; Enteropneusta; Harrimaniidae
Product: CDK-activating kinase assembly factor MAT1-like
Biological process (GO): nucleotide-excision repair; regulation of transcription by RNA polymerase II; positive regulation of cyclin-dependent protein serine/threonine kinase activity
Cellular component (GO): transcription factor TFIIH holo complex
Molecular function (GO): cyclin-dependent protein serine/threonine kinase activator activity
Source: RefSeq, a predicted model, not a curated record
CCGAAAAAAAUAUUUGACCCGGAAGCCAAACAAAGAAGACGAAGCGUAAUGUUUUCGCACACGCUGUUAUAAUCUAAAGGAAAUUAUUGUGUACUGAUACAAUUAUCACCAUGGAUGACCAAUAUUGUCCACACUGCAAGACGACAAAAUAUCGAAACCCUUCCUUGAAGCUCUUGGUUAACAUUUGUGGUCAUUCGCUCUGUGAGAAUUGUGUAGACUUACUUUUUGCCAGAGGUUCUGGCUCGUGCCCGGAAUGCAAUACUGCCUUGAGAAGAAACAAUUUCAGAUUGCAGCUAUUUGAAGAUCCAGUUGUGGAAAAAGAAGUAGAUAUCAGAAAAAGAAUUUUAAAGGAUUAUUGCAAAAAAGAGGAAGAUUUUUCCACUUUAAGAGAAUUUAAUGAUUACUUAGAAGACAUAGAAACUAUAAUAUUCAACCUUGCCAAUAACAUUGAUGUGGAAUCUACAAAGAAAAAAAUGGAGGAGUACAGAAAAGCUAACAGGGAACAAAUAAUGAAAAGCAAAGGAAAACUGAGUAAAGAUGAAGCCUACAUCGAGGCACUGGUGGAACAGGAGAGAUGUGAAGAGGAGGAAAAAAGACAGAUGUACAUGUUACAAAAGACAGAAGAAAAAAAGAAGAAAACAAGAAAUAGAGAAGCUCUCAUUGAUGAUUUGAUGUUUUCUGAUCAAAAUGUUGAAGAUAUCUUAGCCACAUAUGAGGCUAAAUCCAAAGAUGUUCAUAGGCCGUUGGGCUAUGGAUCCAUUCCAAUCACGGUUCCUAAACCUGCAACGAAAUUUUCAUCAGGAAUUAGAGUGGGUGUCCGAGGUGAUGAGAAUUUUCUACCUAUUCCGAAGCUAGAAGAAACUUUGUUUAUAUACAAAGCAGUAACACAAAAAACAUUUGGACCGGCUGCCCCAUCUAGUCAAGAGGUUGAAACUCUAGGAUACACUAAACAUGUUCGUCCAGCAUCUCCUCAAGGCAUUGGUGGUGGAUAUCAAUCAAUGCUUGCCUGUCACAGAGCCAUGCAAGAUGCUUUCUGCGGUCUCUUUUAUGUCCCUGAAAAAUCACCAUCUCCAACUCCUAGUGUGUCUAGUACAAUAAGUACCGGUAGUGACAGUACAGAGAUGGAUGUCAGUUGACAAGCCAAAGUCUUUAUAUAAGCCACCAUUUGAUUGGAGAUAAAACAAACAUGGUGUUCCCUGAUUGACUGCCUGGCUAGGUGUUGUGAGGGGGCCGUUGCAUGCUUAUAUAUCGCUCUCACAGUUGGAGGAUCUAAAAUAUAUAUGGCAAUGUCUUACUUUAUUCAACACAUUUCACUGAAAGUUUAUAUGUAAAAUAGGACAUGACCAUUUUUGAUGACCCCCUGCAAGAGGCCAAACAGAAACUUAAAAAUAGAACACAAGACUUGAAGAAGAAUGACAUAUUUUUUCUUAAAACAAUGUGUGCAAAUUAUUUAGAAGAUUUUUUUCUGUUGAACUUUUGCAUCACUAGUGUACCCAUAUUGGGAAAGUAUUGUUCUAUUGGCAUUUACUCAAUGUUUACAAUGAGAAAUACAUUGUACUCUUAGACAAACAUCGAAAAUUAAAGAAAACUGAAGCCCAGAAUCACAAGUAAACAUAUGUUGUAUACCAUCUGAUCAACUUGAAGUUUUGACAGAUUUUAUUUUUUGUCCGGACACCAAUAAAUUAAUUUGUACACUGUU